GGACAGAAGGACGAGAGAGCAAAGGAAAGCAGACAGAGGAAAAGCAGAAAAAGAAGCAAGAAGGAGGAACUAGGAGAGGUGAACAAAACAGGCAGAAACAAGACAAAAAGAGAAGUUGGGAGCGAGAAGAAGAGCGAUAG
Acaulospora colombiana is the source of this 140-nucleotide messenger RNA. The record is from the annotation of a GenBank genome assembly. Lineage: Eukaryota; Fungi; Glomeromycota; Glomeromycetes; Diversisporales; Acaulosporaceae.